GACUGCGGCGUCUCUGCGCGUCUCGGUGCGCCUGAGGUCGCUGUUCAGAAAGUCAGAGCUCCUUCUUCCCUUUCGAUUUUGAAGAGAAAAUGGAGAAACACUACACGGACUCUCACGUUAAAGGAGUCAGUACAGGGACCACCAUCCUGGCCGCCGUCUUUGAUGGAGGGGUCGUGAUUGGGUCAGAUUCCAGAGCUUCGAUUGGAGGGGAAUAUGUUUCUUCUAAAACCAUCAACAAGGUGAUUCAGGUUCAUGACCGAAUCUUCUGCUGCAUUGCUGGUUCACUCGCAGAUGCCCAGGCCGUUACCAAGACAGCAAAGUUUCACCUGUCCUUCCACAGUGUUCAGAUGGAGAGUCCUCCUCUGGUGAUCGCAGCAGCGACAAUACUGAAGGAACUGUGUUAUAAAAACAAAGAGGAGCUGCAGGCCGGCUUCCUCACUGCCGGCUGGGACAAGAAGAAAGGACCUCAGGUGUAUGUUGUGUCUCUGGGUGGGAUGUUAGUCAGUCAGCCUGUUACCAUCGGCGGCUCAGGCAGCACCUACAUCUACGGCUACGUUGAUGCUAAAUACAAACCCAACAUGACCAGAGAGGAAUGUCUACAGUUUGCCACCAACGCUCUGGCUCUGGCUAUGGGCAGGGACAAUGUCAGCGGGGGUGUUGCUCACCUGGUGGUGAUCACGGAAACAGGGGUGGAGCACGUGGUUGUACCUGGUGACAAGCUGCCGAGGUUCCAUGAUGAGUGAUCGGCCUCUUACCUUCUGGCUUCAAGCUACCGAUACAUUUAUAGAGUUAAUACUUACAUUCCCAAGCCACAAUAAUCAUUAGUUUUCUCUGUGGAGGUCAGGUCUCCGGCAGAUUUCCCUCUCAGCUAAAGUCAAACACAUGAAAAACAAGAUAGAAGUUGUUUCCUGCACACAAC
Messenger RNA from Melanotaenia boesemani (Boeseman's rainbowfish), 919 nucleotides. RefSeq names its product proteasome 20S subunit beta 12 (gene psmb12). Gene Ontology annotation, molecular function: threonine-type endopeptidase activity. The transcript has 6 exons. The record is from RefSeq and is a predicted model, not a curated record. Gene Ontology annotation, cellular component: proteasome core complex. Bases 90 to 743 code for a protein of 217 amino acids. NCBI's taxonomy places the organism in Eukaryota, Metazoa, Chordata, Actinopteri, Atheriniformes, Melanotaeniidae.